This is a messenger RNA of Myotis lucifugus (little brown bat), 3259 nucleotides long. RefSeq names its product calcium voltage-gated channel auxiliary subunit beta 1 (gene CACNB1). Gene Ontology annotation, molecular function: high voltage-gated calcium channel activity. Bases 399 to 1928 code for a protein of 509 amino acids. The transcript has 8 exons. Gene Ontology annotation, cellular component: voltage-gated calcium channel complex. Lineage: Eukaryota; Metazoa; Chordata; Mammalia; Chiroptera; Vespertilionidae. The record is from RefSeq and is a predicted model, not a curated record. Gene Ontology annotation, biological process: chemical synaptic transmission; regulation of voltage-gated calcium channel activity; neuromuscular junction development.
CUGGAAUGGAUUCAGAUGUGGUAGCAGCCUGAUUCUGCGAGGGAUCGGGGCUUCCUGCUGAGGAGGCAGGAGGGGUGGGAUGGCACAGAGGACAGGCGUGUCUAUCUCCACACAAAACCCUACCCUGGCCCGCUCCACAGGAAGGGGUAGUUCUUGAAAUCCAAGCACCCCUUCCCUUGGAAAGCUGCCCCCCUCCCCAACGAGGAGUAGAACCUGGUAGUAAUGAAACCUGACCUUUCCCCUCACUGCCACUGUGAUAUCCCAUGUUGCCCCCACCCCAGAUGUGAAGGGGGCAUGGAACGGUGACCCUUCUUUGCCCUUUUCGGACUCCAUGGGUCUUAGGUGGGCAUGUGGGGGUCUACUGGCUGCAGAGCAGGACAGUUAAGAGAAUUCUUAAAAUGGGCAGGUUGGCUGUACUGGGGCAAGAGGUGGGCACCAAAUUAGGGGCUGUCAGCCUUCCCAGCUCUUCUCCAAGACCCAGAAAGAGGGUCUUGGUAUGUCUGAAUAUUCUCAAGUCCCUCGGACUGACUGACAGUCCGGCUCCCAGCCCUGAUCCAGGGCCACCUCUGGCUCCCCCUGGCAUGGGGUCCCGUCCCCUCUCUCUGGCUCUGUCUGUCACUAACACGCAUGCCCUGUUAUCUCUCCUCGUCUGCCCGCUCUCCGUCCCUCUCUUGUCCUGGCUCCUUCCUUGCCCUCUGCCCCUGCCUGGGUGCCCUCCCUUCUCUCCCUCCUCCCCCUCUUGGCAAUCUCUGGACCCAGCCAAACAGAAGCAGAAAUCGACAGAGCAUGUGCCCCCCUAUGACGUGGUGCCUUCCAUGAGGCCCAUCAUCCUGGUGGGACCGUCGCUCAAGGGCUAUGAGGUUACAGACAUGAUGCAGAAGGCUUUGUUUGACUUCUUGAAGCAUCGGUUUGAUGGCAGGAUCUCCAUCACUCGGGUGACAGCGGACAUUUCCCUGGCUAAGCGCUCAGUCCUCAACAACCCCAGCAAACACAUCAUCAUUGAGCGCUCCAACACACGCUCCAGCCUGGCUGAGGUUCAGAGCGAGAUCGAGCGAAUCUUCGAGCUGGCCCGGACCCUUCAGUUGGUUGCUCUGGACGCCGACACCAUCAACCACCCGGCCCAGCUCUCCAAGACCUCCCUGGCCCCCAUCAUUGUUUACAUCAAGAUCACCUCUCCCAAGGUACUUCAGAGGCUCAUCAAGUCUCGAGGGAAGUCUCAGUCCAAACACCUCAAUGUGCAAAUAGCGGCCUCGGAGAAGCUGGCGCAGUGUCCGCCUGAAAUGUUUGACAUCAUCCUGGAUGAGAACCAAUUGGAGGAUGCCUGUGAGCACUUGGCCGAAUACUUGGAAGCCUAUUGGAAGGCCACACACCCGCCCAGCAGCACUCCACCUAACCCACUGCUGAACCGCACCAUGGCUACUGCAGCCCUGGCUGCCAGCCCUGCCCCUGUCUCCAACCUCCAGGGACCCUACCUUGCUUCUGGGGACCAGUCGCUGGACCGGGCCACCGGGGAGCAUGCCAGCGUGCACGAGUACCCGGGGGAGCUGGGCCAGCCCCCAGGCCUUUACCCGAGCAGCCACCCACCAGGCCGGGUGGGCACCGUGCGGGCACUGUCCCGCCAAGACACGUUUGAUGCCAACGCCUCUGGCAACCGAAAUUCUACCUACACCGAGCCGGGAGACUCGUGCGUGGACAUGGAGACUGACCCCUCCGAGGGGCCAGGGCUCGGAGACCCCGCUGGGGCCGGUACCCCACCCGCCCGGCAGGGAUCCUGGGAGGAUGAAGAAAACGACUAUGAAGAGGAGCUGACUGACAACCGGAAUCGAGGCCGCAAUAAGGCCCGCUACUGCGCGGAGGGCGGGGCGCCCGUGCUGGGGCGCAACAAGAACGAGCUGGAGGGCUGGGGGCGGGGUGUGUACAUCCGCUGAGAGGCCGGGCCACACUGGGAGGAAGGACUCUGAGCCCAGGGGAGGGGAGGUGCAGCCCGCUCACCGCCGGGGUGUAUCUGACCUCCAGGGGGCGCUUCUCUUUCAGAUGCCUUUGCUCAGUGUUGGUUUUUUCUUAGUGGUAGCAUCCCAGCUCCUGGGAGUCCCUUCCGCUCCAGCUGUAGGUCUUUAUCUCCCUGCGGCAGGUGGAUGGGGGGUGCCCACCUGUCUGCAGUGUCUCCUUUUCCCCUCCUCGGGGGUCUCUCUCCCAGAGAAAAGGUGCACUUCCUUAGCUCCUUCUACUUGGGACUCUCCAUGGGUGGCCCUUUCCCACCUGGAGUAGUUGGGAAGGGUAGGGGGUUUUUCCUGGAGAGAGAGGCCACAGGCUUUUCCAUGAGGGUUCUCUUCCCAAACUCCAGGCCCAGGGUCCCUCCUCAUGCCCAACCCUCCCCACCCCUCUCCCCCCAGCUUUCUGGCAGCCUCGUCUGGUAGGAGGAAGCUCUGGUAGGAGGAAGCCCCUUGGGGAGGUGUCUGGGUAGAAACUGAUGGGCAUCAGCUGUAGUGCCAUCUGCCCACCCAGGACCUAACCCUGAGGAGUGGGCAAUCGGAGACGCUCCCACCCCCACCCCCCCUCCAUGUCUCAGCCUUUACCUGCCCCAGGAAUGAGCUUUGCCUACAAUAUCCCUUGCCUGCUGCCAUCAGAAGAGGGGCCCUCCACGUCCCUGUGUGACUGGGUGUGGAGCCCAUGGAACACUGGUCCGCCUCAUUUUGAAACCAAAAAUUGCUCCUUCAUUCCCACCCCAAAACCCCAGGAGAGAGGCCCUUGGGGUUGGUGCCCAAGAAAUGAUCCCUGCCCCAGGGGUGGCCUCGGGACCACGGAUCUCCCCUGGGGGGCUUGGCUGCUGCUGCUGCUGCUGCUCUGUAUUUGCCUCUUGUUCUUUACCCACGUCCACUCCACUCCCCCCAGGAGAGGCCUUCCUAUCCCCCUCUGACCUGAGUGUCCCUCGACCUAGCAUCCCCUUAGCCCAGCAGCCCUGCCCUCCCCAGCAUCCCAGCUGGGCCAGAGAGAGCCGAUUGUGCCAACGAGGACUGGGCCCUGCCCGGCUGCCCACCUCAGGGAUGGGCACCUCAUGCCUGUCUCGCCACCUCCUGUGCCAAUGUUGUCCCACCCCCCACCUGGGGGUGGGGUGCAGCUUCCACUUACUGGUUAGAAGAGACCACUGCCCAACCUUUCCCCCUCCUGUCUGGUAUCAUGUGCCUCCAUCUGUCCGUCUGUUCGUCUUUACUCCCCUAGGAGUAUUUUGCCACAUAUAAAACCACCAUCCUGUCCUUUG